This is a messenger RNA of Colletotrichum destructivum, 582 nucleotides long. RefSeq lists its product as uncharacterized. The transcript has a single exon. The record is from RefSeq and is a predicted model, not a curated record. NCBI's taxonomy places the organism in Eukaryota, Fungi, Ascomycota, Sordariomycetes, Glomerellales, Glomerellaceae. The coding region runs from base 1 to 582 and encodes 193 amino acids.
AUGCCACCAGCCUCAUCGACGUCAAGCCUCUCAUUUGACCCUCUGAGACAGGCUGACAACACUCACUCACUCACGUACUCGUCUACACCAAGUCGUUUAUUUACACUAGCUGAUACCGCCGGUCUUCUUUGCAUUGCUAUGUAUCAUUGUGAUAUAACGUGGAAUACCCCCGACCCAUCGGAAGACCAGCAUCAAUCCCACCAUAGACCACAGGAUCGGCAGCAUCAAGGUCGACAAUCACGAGAACAGGAAUCCGUCGUCCCGAACGAGACGAGGACGCAGCAUCGCGACCAUUUCGGCUUCGUCAACCUGCUGGCAUCCAAUCCGGCGCUCAGAGGCAGCCGGUCCCCGUUCGCCAGAGACCUCCUGGCAUCGCAUCAUCAGCAGCAGCAGCAGCAGCAGGAGCAGCAGCAGGAACCUACCCCCUUUGCCAGCAAUUCCAGCCACGGCCGACGCGCUAGCGGCCAGCUGAGGUCGAUUUCCCCUCCAGGAGGACUCGCACCUUAUCAACGAACUUUGCUAUCGCCUCCACCUCCGCCAACCGCAUCGUCGGUAUCACAAUCUCCCUCGAGUCGGCACUAG